UGCACCAGCAUAAACUGUAUCUCAGUGAGCACAGGACAAGGGUAAAGAGACAGGGGAUAUUCGCUCAGGAGAGAGAGACUACAGCGGGCUGUUGUAAAGCGGAGGAUGGAGCUCGAAGGGAGACACCGGUCGCGCUCCUCAGAAUAAAGAAUAACCUAUUUUAGAUCAGAAAGAGAUAUCCAGAUGACGAAUGUGUUUUUAGCUUGUUUUCCCAAAUUAGAUGCAGACAUAUUCAGUUCGAUCUGAAUGGCAAAUACGUAGCCCGAUCCUAGGCUAUUCGUAGGCUUGGCUAUUUUGACAGCUGUUCAAAAUAGCGCUAUUGCUCAUAUUUGAACAGUAGGCUAAUUAUCAGACCGACAGGUUGGCUAUACAAUCCCACUCAAACCGCAGUGUUGGGAAUUCCUCAAAUGACCGACUCCACACUUGGAUUACACAGCAGAGCAGGGGGUGGAAGGAACAUUGUCGCCGGAGUCCAAACUCUAUUCCGCCUCUCCAGAGUUAUUUUGGUACCCAGCCCGGGACUGUGGCACCCCCGGAUUUAAAAGUGUUUGUCUGGCUUUGAAUGUAAAGCUAUCUGCGUUCCCAGCCCAAUGCUUGAUAUCAGGGGUAUUGUUGAGAUUUUUGUCUUUCUGUUGUUAAAGUAGGCUGGCCUAAUUUUGCAUUAGUUGAAAGUGCAUGUUUAGUAUGAGGUUAUUUUAAAAGUAUUUUUCACUUACAUCGAUAAAUUCCCAGGCUAUACCGAUAUUCCUAAUAAUUGUGUCAUGUGGCAGACAAACUGCCUUGAUAUAAUAUGGGUUUAUGAAUUUGUCAUGUUUUUUUGAGAGGAAACGCCCCUUGAGAGCACCUCCUCUCUUCUCUCUCUGCCACCCACUUAUCCGGCUCGUCCAUCAUUUUGGGAGGUGAACGGUGUUUGUUAGGUUCCCCACGGCGGCUCAGUGUUCAGCACUCAGGCAGGAUGUUCGUCUCCGUGUGGUAUGCCAAAAAAAUGGGCCGGCGGUUCAUCAACAACGUCCGGAAAGCCAAGAAGCAUCCGCACCAUAUAAUGGGAAAUUCUCCUCCAGUGGUGGUGAACACUGACACGCUUGACGGCUCCCCCUACGUCAACGGGACAGAGGGGGAAAUUGAGUAUGAAGAGAUUACACUGGAAAGAGGUAACUCAGGCCUGGGCUUCAGUAUAGCUGGGGGGACAGAUAACCCCCAUGUUGGUGAUGACCCCAGCAUCUUCAUCACCAAGAUCAUCCCUGGAGGAGCUGCGGCCCAGGACGGACGGCUGAGUGUGAAUGACAGUAUCCUGUUUGUGAAUGAUGUGGAUGUGAGGGAGGUGACCCACAGUCUGGCAGUGGAGGCUCUGAAGGAGGCGGGGGCCAUCGUCCGCCUCUACGUGCUCCGCAGGAAACCAGCCGCAGAAAAAGUCACCGAGAUCAAACUCAUCAAAGGGCCCAAAGGUCUAGGUUUCAGCAUCGCUGGAGGGGUGGGUAACCAGCACAUACCAGGAGACAACAGCAUCUAUGUCACUAAGAUCAUCGAGGGCGGGGCUGCUCACAAGGACCAGCGGCUGCAGAUAGGGGAUAAGAUACUGGCGGUGAACAGUGUGUGUCUGGAGGAUGUGAUGCAUGAGGAUGCAGUGGGAGCCCUGAAGAACACAGCCGAGGUGGUUUACCUCAGGGUGGCCAAGCCUAACAACCUCUACCUGAACUCCUACAACCCGCCAGACCUUACCAGCACUUAUUCCGCUCACAUGGACACAGAUCUUGGCCACCCCACCUACCUUGGAUCAGAUUACCCACAAGCCCUCACUCCCACCUCGCCCAGUCGCUUCUCUCCAGUGUUGCACAGCAUGAUGGGGGAUGAAGACCUUCCCAGUCUCCUUUUUCCCCUCCAUUUCUCCUCGUCUCUCCCUGACCCUCCGUCCCUCCCCUUCUCCCCUGCUCUCUCUGUCAGGGAGCCUAGGAGAGUGCUGAUCCACCGGGGUUCUACGGGCCUGGGUUUUAACAUCGUGGGAGGAGAGGAUGGAGAGGGGAUCUUUAUCUCCUUCAUCCUGGCAGGGGGGCCUGCCGACCUCAGCGGAGAGCUGCGCAAGGGCGACCAGAUCCUCAGCGUGAAUGGAGUGGACCUGCGUAUCGCCACCCAUGAGCAGGCUGCGGCAGCCCUGAAGAACGCUGGCCAGACUGUCACCAUCAUCGCCCAGUACAGACCAGAGGAGUACAGUCGUUUCGAAGCGAAGAUCCACGACCUGAGGGAACAGCUGAUGAACAGCAGCAUGGGUUCUGGUCAGACGACACUGAGGAGCAACCCCAAGAGAGGCUUCUACAUCAGGGCCCUGUUUGACUAUGAUAAGACAGCAGACUGUGGUUUCCUGAGCCAGGCGGUGGGCUUCAGGUUUGGUGACGUGCUCCAUGUCCUGGACUGUGGUGAUGAGGAGUGGUGGCAGGCCAGACGGGUCAGCCCGCAGACAGACGUUGAGGAGGUCGGCUUUAUUCCCAGCAAACGCAGGGUAGAAAGGAAAGAGUGGUCUCGCAUGGGCACCAAAGAGAGGGAUCGCAGUCGGGACAGCCUCGGAUCUCAAGGGAGGGACGAUUCUCAACACAGCUAUGAAACAGUGACACAAGUAGAGGUGCAUUAUGCCAGGCCCAUCAUAAUAUUGGGUCCCAUAAAGGACAGGGUAAAUGAUGACCUGCUGUCAGAGUUCCCUGACAAGUUUGGAUCUUGUGUCCCUCACACCACGCGGCCCAAGCGGGAGUACGAGGUGGACGGGCGGGACUACCACUUUGUGUCGUCACGGGAACAGAUGGAGAAGGACAUCCAGAGCCACCGCUUCAUCGAGGCGGGCCAGUACAACAGCCACCUAUACGGCACCAGCGUCCAGAGCGUGCGAGAGGUGGCGGAGCAGCAGGGGAAGCACUGUAUACUGGACGUGUCGGCCAAUGCUGUCCGCAGACUACAGGCCGCUCAGCUACACCCCAUCGCCAUCUUCGUCCGGCCCAAGUCACUGGAGAAUGUCCUAGAGAUCAACACUCGUCUGACAGAAGAGCAGGCCAGGAAGGGCAUGGACCGCGCUCUCAAACUGGAACAGGACUUCAUAGAGUGCUUCUCAGCUCUGGUGGAAGGUGACAGCUUCGAGGAGGUUUACCACAAGGUGAAGACGGUGAUCGAGGAGCAGUCGGGGCCUUACAUCUGGAUCCCCACCCGGGAGAGGCUGUGAGGCUGCACCAUAACCCACCUCCACCCCCCAACCACCCUCAGCCAGUCUGCCCUCCAGCCCAACCAGCGCUCAGAGAGACAGAGAGAGAGACACAGAGAGACACUAAGGCAGACACACACAAACACACACAGGGGGACACGUGAAGAUAGAGACACAUAAUCACACAGAGAGAGAGACACAGAGUAAUACUAAAAGAGAGACACAGGUAUAGAAACCCAGAGAAACAGGUAAGGACAGUAUUUAAUCAGUAUUCAUAUAUAAUCCAUGUGUGGUGAGUACUGAGCGAGACUGGAGAGAGGUGACCAAGUUGGGCGUGGCAAGGCAGGGCGGUGGGCGUCCCCAGGAUAAGCACAGGGUAACGGCUCUGCCAUCUCCCCCUCUCCGUCUCCCUCAGUCUCAUUGGCUGCCUAUGACAUCCCCACUGACAAACAGGCGGGCAAAACCAUCAGCAGCCCCUACGAUCCCUCUUUUUUUAUAUCCCUUAGCCUCCUCUCCUCCUCCUGUCAACUCUCUCUCUCCAUUCAGGACAUGAAACGGAGAGAGAGAGAGAGAGAGAGAGAGAGAAGGAGUGCAUAGACUAUGGAGGGACACACAGAUCAUAUUGAGUCCCUCUGACCCAGAGGAGGCUCUAUUCUAGUGAAAAGGCUUUGCUCCGUGUAUGAACAACUAGGAACAUCAUCCCACUAACCAAGACUGGCAUUCGCUCAAUCACCCAUGAAUAGCAUUUGCGAGGGCAUUUUUCAAAAGCAGCUCAAAUAUAAACUCAAAUUCUGAAUUUGUGCAUGCGUCCUCAAAGACAACAGAUAUGGGAGUUGAGGAAAAUGAUGGAUAAUAAGAAGAAAGGAUGUAGAAGAAGAAGAGGAGAAAUGACUGGGCGGUGCACACCACCCGUUUUCCCCUCCAUUUUGAUGGGCGGGGAGUUUCUAGCAUGUCUCAACAGAGAGGAGCAGAGCGGUACAGAUGGAGAAAGAGGAGGGGCUAACUCACUGUGUGCAUAGACAAUGGAAGACCUCAUGUAUAACCUCUGGGUCUCUUCUGUACGGCACACACAGUCAGCCGUACAGUAGGGCCAUUCUAAAUCCACCCGGCUCUUCUCCAAAAGCACUGGGCGGUCUGCCCUGUUUGUAACGGCCAGGCAGAUUCCAUGCUGAAUGUUCUCUUAAGGCACAACAGCAGAGUCCUUAGCUUCAGCGCUUUAGUGUUAAGAGUACCACAGCCAAUUCUCUGAUCACUCUUCCAAAUAGACCCUCAACAACCCACACACAGUGUUCUCACUGGCCUGUGUGUGUGUGUGUGCGUGAGAGAGUGUGUGUGUGUGGACUGUGUGAGGAUUAAAUCUCUCUUCCUCUCUACCACUCUUUCUCUGCCUCUUUCUUUCUCUCUCUCUCUCUUUCCUCACAAAUUAAGGCUACGUAUAUAUAACACGUUUAUCAGACAAAAUGGCCUAUACAAAUAUAUAUUUUUAAUGAUGAUUUAUAACAGGAGUUAGAGCCUGUAAAAUGUAAUAUCUCUUCAACAAUAUUCCAUUGCUUUGUUUGGGAAAACUUUCUCUUGUGUUCGGGGAUUUGUUUUGGUCCUUGACCAUCGAUUUGCCCUUCCACAACACACAGUCCUGACACACAAACACACAAAGAAACUAACUGAGAUAUAACUGAGAUAUAAAUGAGCUAUAACUGAGAUAUAAAUGAGCUAUAACUGAGAGAUAUCUGAGGUAUAACUGAGAGAUAUCUGAGGUAUAACUGAGAAAUAUCUGAGGUAUAACUGAGGUAUAACUGAGAUAUAACUGAGAUAUAACUGAGUUAUAACUGAGCUAUAACUGAGAUAAAACUGAGAUAAAACUGAGAUAUAACUGAGAUAUAUCUGAGAUAUAACUGAGCUAUAACUGAGAUAUAACUGAGCUAUAACUGAGAUAUAACUGAGCUAUAACUGAGAUAUAACUGAGCUAUAACAGAUAUAACUGAGAUAUACCUGAGCUAUAACUGAGCUAUAACUGAGCUAUAACUGAGAUAAAACUGAGAUAAAACUGAGAUAUAACUGAGCUAUAACUGAGAUAUAACUGAGCUAUAACUGAGCUAUAACUGAGCUAUAACUGAGCUAUAACUGAGAUAUAACUGAGCUAUAACUGAGAUAUAACUGAGCUAUAACUGAGAUAUAACUGAGUUAUAACUGAGAUAUAACUGAGCCAUAACAGAUAUAACUGAGCUAUAACAGAUACAACUGAGAUAUAACUGAGCUAUAACACAUAUAACUGAGAUAUAACAGAUAUAACUGAGAUAUAUCUGAGAUAUAACUGAGAUAUAACUGAGCUAUAACUGAGCUAUAACAGAUAUAACUGAGAUAUAACUGAGCUAUAACAGAUAUAACUGAGAUAUAACUGACAUAUAACAGAUAUAACUGAGUUAUAACUGAGCUAUAACAGAUAUAACUGAGAUAUAACUGAGCUAUAACAGAUAUAACUGAGUUAUAACUGAGCUAUAACAGAUAUAACUGAGUUAUAACUGAGCUAUAACAGAUAUAACUGAGUUAUAACUGAGCCUCAGUGAAGCAUGUGUAUUAUCUUCUCCAGUUACACAUCUCACUUCCUGUGGCUAGAGUGUUUUGAGUUGAGGUACAGUAGCUAUAUAAUACACUAGUCAAACUUAUAGAUGGGGAAAGGUGGUGUGUGUAUGCGUGUGCAUGUGUAUGUGGGUGGUUGUGCAUGUGAAUGAGUGGGUAUGCAAAUGUGUGUGCUUGCGUGUGUGAGUUCCAGGCUCAUGAGAUUUGGUGCAAUAGUGUAAUGAUGAUAUGCAAUGAGACUGGGUUUGGGUGUCUUCAAAGAUAUAUAAUAAUACGUUAUAGGUAUAAUAUAUAAGUAUAAUAAUAUGUUUGCACUGACAGCAUUAAUACAGGUUUUAAUAGGGGGAGUGAGAAUAAGACAAAAUAAAAUAUGGAUUCCAGGGGUUUACAGACGCUCGUUUGUAUUUUGAACCAUUUGUUUACAACUUUUGAUUUGACGUUUAAAGAGUGAAGUUACUGGUGGAAGUGACCGUUCAUAUUUAUUGUUCUUUUAUUUCGUCUCACUUGCUUUUCCCAGUGAGAGAUGGAAAGUGGUAAUGUUUUGGAUUGAUUAUUUAUUAUUAAGUGCUCUCACUGUUUCAGUUUUAUUCACUUAGAAGUCUGUAUAUUCUAAUUUGUAACAUUUUUUUUUUUCACUUAAAGAAAUCUCAGUUUUUGGGGACUGGCCAGAACUGUUGUAAAUACAGAGGGGUGUGGGGUAUGGGACGCUGUUGCAAUGCAUACUGCUAAUUGGACAUUAGAGAAACCAUCAGUCUCAGCACUGGUACCUGAGCCCACAGCCCUGCUACCGCCUCUAAUACACAGGAACACAUCACUUUGAGUGGGUCUCUCACACACACACACACACACACUCACACACACACACACACACACACACACACACAAGGCUAAGAUAUCAGCACUUCUUAUUCUCUCUCUCUCACACACACACAAACAUACACAAGCACACACAUUCUACAUGAAUGGAAUAAUAGUAUGUUAUUCAUUUCUUUAUUUGAAAAAUCAAAUGUAUUUCUUAUUCUCUGUCUCAGACAUCCAUAUCAUAGUGUGAUACUCCUAAACAAAAUAUAUAUACAUUUUUACUGAAUAGACUGAUGAUAAAAUUACAUCGAAGUCAACUGAUGCAGAACAUAUGUUUAAAAUGAUUUAUCUUGCAAAAGAUAUUUAACAAUGACAAUAUCAAGCAAACUAAUAUGUUUCAUUUAAGUGAAUCGCUUGUUGUAAAUUAGCUAUAAAGACAAGAAAAUUAAUUAAAAUAAGCUUUCUGGAAGAAAAAAA
This is a messenger RNA of Salvelinus fontinalis (brook trout), 7036 nucleotides long. Its product is annotated as disks large homolog 4-like. Gene Ontology annotation, biological process: postsynaptic neurotransmitter receptor diffusion trapping; chemical synaptic transmission; AMPA glutamate receptor clustering. The record is from RefSeq and is a predicted model, not a curated record. Gene Ontology annotation, cellular component: neuromuscular junction; postsynaptic density membrane; neuron projection. Lineage: Eukaryota; Metazoa; Chordata; Actinopteri; Salmoniformes; Salmonidae. The transcript has 20 exons. Gene Ontology annotation, molecular function: kinase binding. The coding region runs from base 956 to 3202 and encodes 748 amino acids.